CUUCUCAAUUAUCAAAGUGAGCUCGAGCAAGCAACAAGUGUGACAGGAACCGAAAACAGAUUCAGAAAUCAGAAAUCAGGAAUUGAAAUACGCGAAUUGAGUAAUCACAAUAAAGGAGAAUCACGAAACGAGAUAACAAAAGCCACAGAAUUUCAAUUUGCGAUCACUUUAAAUUAAAUUGAAUUUGAUUUUGAUUUGUAAAAUAAACAAACCGACAACAGAUUUAAAAUCAACGCGUGUGCACGAGAUACAAGAUACAUUUGAUUAUAUAACUUUGUUUAUCAACGAUAACAACAACAACAACAAGUGCAACGUUAGAAUGACUCGCCAUAGUUCCAAAGGUGACGUGACCACCAGCAAUUGCAAACACAACAACAACAACAGCACGAGUAACAACAACAACAGCAAUGGAGACAAUAAACCCGCCGAAUACACCGCACAGGAGGCGAACACGUAUCCUUAUGAGGUGAUUCAGGAGAUUGCCGACUUCAUUGUGAAAGGAGCUGGCAUCCGUCCCAAAAUUGGCAUCAUUUGCGGCUCUGGACUUGGUUCCCUCGCGGAUAUGAUUCAGGAUGCGAAGGUUUUUGAGUACGAGAAGAUUCCCAACUUCCCAGUGUCCACGGUGGAGGGACAUGCAGGAAAACUGGUCGUUGGCACACUGGAGGGAGCUAAUGUGAUGGCGAUGCAGGGUCGCUUCCACUUCUAUGAGGGAUAUCCCUUGGCCAAGUGCUCGAUGCCGGUGCGCGUGAUGAAGCUCUGUGGCGUGGAGUAUCUGUUUGCCACGAACGCCGCUGGUGGCAUCAAUCCCAAGUUCAAUGUGGGCGACAUUAUGCUGAUGCAUGAUCAUGUCAACAUGCUGGGCUUUGCCGGCAACUCACCACUCCAGGGUCCCAACGAUCCUCGCUUUGGACCUCGUUUCCCCGCCCUGGUCAACUCCUACAACAGGGAUCUGAUCAACAAGGCGCUAGAGAUUGGCAAGGCGAUGGGCAUCGAGUCGAAUAUCCAUGUCGGCGUCUAUUCCUGCCUUGGUGGUCCAACAUACGAGACAAUCGCCGAGCUGAGGGCGCUCCGCAUGAUGGGGGUGGAUGCGGUGGGCAUGUCCACAGUCCACGAGGUGAUCACAGCCCGCCACUGCGACAUGAAGGUGUUCGCGUUCAGUUUGAUCACCAACAAGUGCUCCACCGAAUACAGCGACCAGAAGGACGAGGAGGCCAACCACGAUGAGGUCAUGGCCGUGGCCAAGAACCGACAGAAAUCCUGCUGCGAACUUGUCGCCCGUCUCAUUAGCGAAAUCCAGAAAGGCUCGUAAAUGAAGCGCCGGCAAAUGCCUACAGAUACUUUGGCUCUAUUAAGAUACUUAGUUUUUCUCUGAAUGGAAUUUUUGUCUUAUCAACUGGGAAUUUUCCAUGCCGGCCACAGGCCAGUUUUGUGUGUUACUCACAGAGCCAACGGGUAGCUCGAAAUUAAGAUAUUUAUUCCUUCACUUAGUUUAACUAAUUAAAAAUGCUUGGUAUUUAGUUUUUAGUCAUGUCAAUUAAUAAUAUCUCAUAAGGAUCGGUUAAUAAACACAAAAGUAACUGGAGGCAUCAAUGAAAUUGCUAUCAAUA
Drosophila innubila is the source of this 1607-nucleotide messenger RNA. RefSeq names its product purine nucleoside phosphorylase-like. Gene Ontology annotation, molecular function: purine-nucleoside phosphorylase activity. Gene Ontology annotation, biological process: nucleoside metabolic process. The record is from RefSeq and is a predicted model, not a curated record. The coding region runs from base 320 to 1309 and encodes 329 amino acids. NCBI's taxonomy places the organism in Eukaryota, Metazoa, Arthropoda, Insecta, Diptera, Drosophilidae. The transcript has 2 exons. Gene Ontology annotation, cellular component: cytoplasm.